Molecule: messenger RNA, 2630 nt
Organism: Spirodela intermedia
Lineage: Eukaryota; Viridiplantae; Streptophyta; Magnoliopsida; Alismatales; Araceae
Source: the annotation of a GenBank genome assembly
AUGGGCGGAGCGGCGGUUGCGUGGUUGUUCGUCCUGUUCGCGGCGGCGGCGAUCCUGCCGGCGGCGGAGGCCGCCCACACGGUCUACAGCGAGUACCAGACGCACGAACCAGAGAAGCUCUCCCCCCAGGACCACCGCACCGCCUACCACUUCCAGCCGCCGAAGAACUGGAUCAACGGUCGGUUCUCUCUUCUCUCAGAUCCUCCUCCACAAAUACCACUGCUUCUCUCUCUAUCGCUCGCUCGCUACCGACUAGGAUGAGUCUCCCUGCGUUUUCCUCUCUCUUCUCUUCUGGAGGCUUUCAUCCUCCUCCUUCAUCCCUGUUUCACCCUGAGAUCGAUCGAGAAGAUGCGAUCCUUCAGGUUUCAAGGCCGUAAACUGACCACGACGAAGGCUCCGCUGCCAUGGGAGGUGGCAGGUCCGGCGGCCGACCUUCCGCCGCCCUCCCACAUGGCCGGUGCUCCGUAGGGCCCGGUCCUCCUACCUCUCCAAAUAAUCCGGCCAAACCCAUCUAUCUACAUCUAGCAAUCUCUCCUCAUCUUCCGAAUUCUUCUGGUACUAGUACUUAUUUCUUGCUCUCAUCUCCGACUAUGGCGGCGGCCAUGGCGGCGGCGGCGGCGUUCCGGCACUGGCGAGCAGACCCCAACGGUGAGCACUCUUCCCUCCUCCGUCUCUUUUGGCCAUGGCGGCGACGGCUUUGGAGUAUCUAACGCUGUGGUGCUUUUGUGAAUAAUGAACUGAGCAGGGCCGUUGUUCUACAAGGGGGUGUACCACCUUUUCUACCAGUACAAUCCGAAGGGAGCGGUGUGGGGGAAUAUCGUGUGGGCUCACUCGGUGUCGAGGGACCUGGUCAACUGGAUUCCACUUCCUCCGGCGAUCUAUCCCUCUAAGCCGUUUGACAUCAACGGCUGCUGGUCGGGCUCCGCCACCAUCCUCCCCGACGGCCGCCCCGCCAUCCUUUACACCGGAAUUGACCCCCGGAACCGCCAGGUUCAGAACGUGGCCUUCCCCAAGGACCCCGCUGAUCCUUACCUCCGGGAGUGGGUCAAACCCGACUACAACCCGGUCAUCAACCCCGACGCAGCGAUCAACGCCAGCGCCUUCCGGGAUCCCACCACCGCCUGGCGCGGCGGUGACGGGUGGUGGCGCGUGGUGGUGGGCAGCAAGAAUGACCUCCAGGGGCUGGCGGUGCUCUACCGGAGCAAGGACUUCGUGCGGUGGGUGAAGGCAGCAGCGCCGCUGCACUCGGCAGCAGGGACCGGCAUGUGGGAGUGCCCUGAUUUCUUCCCGGUCGCGCGCCGGGGGAGGAACGGGCUGGACACCUCCGCCGCCGGGCCGGCGCUGAAGCACGUCAUGAAGGUGAGCUUGGACCUCACCCGGUUCGAGUACUACACGCUGGGGAGCUACUCGCCGGAGAAGGAUCGGUACUUGCCGGACGCCGGCAUGGCGGACGAUCGCACGGGACUGAGGUACGAUUACGGCAACUUCUACGCGUCGAAGACCUUCUACGAUCCGGCGGGGCGACGGAGGAUCCUGUGGGGGUGGUCGAACGAGUCGGACAGCGUCGCAGACGACGUCGCGAAGAAUUGGGCCGGCAUCCAGACGAUUCCACGGGCCGUGUGGCUCGACAACGGCGGCCGGCAGCUGGUGCAGUGGCCGGUGCAGGAGCUCGAGAAGCUCCGGGGGAAGAAGGUGGAGGCCCGAGACCUCAUUCUGAGGAAGGGCGCCCGCUACGAGAUCAAGGGCAUCCUCACCUCACAGGCGAGUAGAUAGAUAGAUAGAUCUCUCUCUCUAUCUCUCUCUCUCUCUCUCUCUUACGCUCAUUGGGUGGGAUAUUUCUCAGGCGGAUGUGGAGGUGACCUUCGAGGUGACGGGGCUGGAGAAGGCGGAGGGCUUCGAUCCCAGAUGGAAGGACGCGCAGGAGCUCUGCAAGAAGAAAGGGGCGGACGUUGCCGGCGGGGUGGGGCCGUUUGGGCUGUGGGUGCUAGCCUCCGGCGAUCUGAGCGAGCGGACCGCCGUCUUCUUCCGGGUGUUCAAGGGGAAGGAGAAGCACGUGGUCCUCCUAUGCCAUGACGACAGCAGGUUUGACUUCCCGACAGAUCCGCCGCCCAGCGGAAGCUGUAGCUAUUGGGCUACGUUCCGGGCGGCAUCCUUUUUGUCCCUUCCUCUCUUUUAGACCGUAUGUCAUUGAUGGUGGAGGUGAACUGGAUUUGGCUUGUUCGGCGACCCUCCUUCUUACGGGUUUCUCAACACCACUUGCAGUUCGACGAGCCGGGCCGGCGUCUGGAAGCCGUCCUUUGCCGGAUUCGUGGACGUGGACAUUCAAAAGGACAGGAAGAUAUCUCUCCGGAGCCUGGUAAUCUCUCUCUCACUAUAUGUUCUCUCUACCCUUCUUUCUCCCUCGCCAGUUGACAACGACUGUUGAUGGCGGACAGAUCGACGCGUCGGUGGUGGAGAGCUUCGGGGCGGGAGGGAAGACCUGCAUCACGUCCAGGGUCUACCCCGUCCACGCCGUCGGCGGCGCCGCCCACCUUCACGCCUUCAACAAUGGGGCCGCCGCCGUGAAGAUCUCCCUCCUGCGGGCAUGGCAGAUGGGGACCCCCAACAUGAACCAGCCCACCGAGCCCUGA